Molecule: messenger RNA, 948 nt
Organism: Emiliania huxleyi CCMP1516
Lineage: Eukaryota; Haptophyta; Isochrysidales; Noelaerhabdaceae
Exons: 7
Source: RefSeq, a predicted model, not a curated record
AUGGUGGCGCGCAAGCUGCGAGCCAACGCGCUGCGGCUCGCCUGGCAGGAGCCCCUCCUCCUUUCCGCCGCUGCGCCUGAGCCCACCGCCGAGUCCAAGGUCGCCGAGUGCGUGCCGGAGGAGGAGCGGCCCCUGCUCGAGCGGCUCGCCGCCGCCGCGCAGCUCCACGACGACCUCAAGGCCGAGCUGCACGCCGAGCUCCGCCUCGGGGAGCCAGAGUCGUCCAAGCGGCUCACCGCGGCACACUCGAAGGAGCCCCACUCCUGCGCCCCCCCUUCAAUCACCGCCGCGGCCAAGCGAGUCGCGGCUGCGAGCAGCAAGGCCGAGAAGAGCGACAGGGGCGACCUCAGGAGCGACCUCAGGAGCGAGAUCAGGAGCGAGAUCAAGAGCGAGAUCAAGAGCGACGCCAAGAGCGACGCCAAGGGCGACAAGCCGCCUCCCGCAAAGAAGGCGCCGCCGCGCCUCGCGCGGCCUGCGCGCGCAGCGACGCACCAGGCGGCGGCGGCGGCGGCGCCGGCGCUGCCAGCCAGCGUGCAGCAGGCGGCAGCAGCAGCAGCGGCGACGGCGGCGGCAGCGACGGCGGCGGCCGCUGCGGCGGUGGCCCAGCAGCAGGCGAGAAAUGCGGCGCUCGAGCCGACGAUCCCGCAGCCUCCCCCGGCGCUCGUAGCUGCGGCGGCGCCCGCACCCGUCGCACCGCCGCCGCCAGCAGUGGCUGUGGCGCCGGCGCCGGCGCCGGCACCGGCACCAGGGCCACCUCCGCAGCCGAACAUGGCAGCCAUCGCGCAGAACAUGCAGCCAACGAUGGCGCGCCUCGCCGCGGCGCGCCGAUGGCUAGAAUUGCGGGCUCGCUGUUCGACGCCUUCAACCCGCCGCUUGCGCCGCCGACGAUGCCGCCGACGAUACCGUCGCUGCCGCAGACAGCCGCAGCGCCGCCCCAAUCCUGAGCCA